GCAACCUGAAAUCCCAAAACCCAAGUUAGGUUCAGGAAUGAGUCAUCUGUGACCAGUAGGGGGUGCUCUCCUGCAAGGCUGAUCCCCCACACCCAAGGCAGGGAAAGAUGAGCAACUGACCACAGACUUAAGGCUAGAACAGAGAAGAAUUGGGGCACUGGCCAGGCAGAGUGGACACAGAAGAGUUAAUUGAUGGGGUGUGACAGGGCAGAACCGCCCUCAGGAAGUGUUACUCACCGCUGGGAAUGUAUGCGCCUGUGCCUGGAGGCUGAAUUCUCUUCCUGAGUCCUAACAGAAGGAGAAGCCUAACAGAGGGAAAGAAGAAGCUCCUAGCCAUGGAAGACCCGGGAGAGCCAGAGGCACACCAUCCCAGAGCCCCCAGCCCAAGCCUCGCCCAUGGACACUUGGAGAGAGAAAAGCCACCCCAGGACCCACUCUACGACGUACCUGAUGCCAGUGGGGGUCAGGCAGGUGGGCCCCAGCGGUCUACACGCACUGUGAGCCUUCGGGAGCGCCUGCUGCUCACCCGGCCUGUGUGGCUACAGCUUCGGGCCAAUGCUGCAGCAGCCCUGCAUGUGCUGAGGACUGAACCUCCAGGGACAUUCCUGGUGCGGAAAUCUAACACCCGCCAGUGCCAGGCCCUGUGUGUGCGGCUGCCAGAGGCCAGUGGCCCCUCCUUCGUUUCUAGCCACUACAUCCAGGAGAGUCCUGGUGGUGUCUCUUUGGAGGGGUCUGAGCUUCUGUUCCCAGACCUAGUCCAGCUCAUCUGCGCUUACUGUCACACCCGGGACAUCCUUCUCCUUCCUCUUGGACUGCCCAGAGCCAUCCAGCAGGCAGCCACCCACAAGGAGCUGGAGGCCAUCUCCCACCUGGGCAUUGAGUUCUGGAGUUCCUCCCUCAACACCAAAGCUCAGCCAGCCCUGUCUGAAGGCCCACCAGCACCCAGGCUGAAGGCCCGUUCCCCACAUGAGCUGGACCAGGGCACUGGCGCUGCACUGUGCUUCUUCAAUCCACUCUUCCCAGGGGACCUUGGCCCCACCAAGCGCGAGAAAUUCAAAAGGAGCUUCAAAGUGCGCGUGUCCACGGAGACCUCUAGCCCCCUAUCUCCACCUGCUGUGCCACCUCCCCCAGUCCCUGUGAUGCCGGGAGCAUCCUCCAACCACACUGAGAGGCUUCCCACUCGACAGCUACUGCGGAGGGAGAGCUCCGUGGGUUACCGUGUGCCAGGGGGCGCCAGCCCUAGCCUCCCACCCCUGCCCUCGCUCCAGGAGGUGGAAUGUGGCUCCCCUAGCAGCUCCGAAGAGGAGGGGCUGCCAGGGUCCCAGGGCAGCCCCUCAGUCUCCCCCAGUCUGGGCCGCAGGUGGCACAGGCGGCCACUGCUUAGGUCCAUGAGCUCUGCCUUCUGCUCCCUGCUGGCUCCUGAGCGGCAGGUGGUUCGUGUGGCUGCGGCACUGGUGCAAGACAGACACACAGGUGUAGGCCAGCUGGUACAGGAUCUCCUGACGCAGGUGCGGGCUGACCAGGAGCCCCAAGAACUGCAAGGCAUCCGCCAGGCACUGAGCCGGGCCCGGGCCAUGCUGAGCGCGGAGCUGGAGACUGAGAAACUGCUGCCCCCUAAGAGGCUCGAACAUGUCCUAGAGAAGUCUCUGCAUCACUCCGUGCUCAAGCCUCUCCGGCCCAUCCUGACAGCUCGCCUUCGGCGCCGACUUUCUGCUGAUGGCUCCCUUGGCCGCCUGGUUGAGGGCCUCCGCCUGGCCCGGGCCCAGGGCCCUGGGGCCUUUAGUUCUCACCUGAGCCUGCCCUCCCUGGCGGAGAUUGAGCAGGUGCGCCAGAAACUACUGCAGCUGCUCCACACCUACUCACCCAGUGCCCAGGUCAAGCGGCUCCUGCAGGCCUGCAAGUUGCUUUAUACAACCCUGAGGACCCAAGCAGGGGAGAGUGCAGGUGCUGAUGAGUUCCUGCCCCUGCUGAGCCUCGUCUUGGCACAGUGUGACCUUCCUGACCUCCUACUGGAAGCUGAGUAUAUGUCGGAACUUCUGGAGCCUUCCCUGCUCACUGGAGAGGGUGGCUACUACCUGACCAGCCUGUCGGCUAGCCUGGCCCUGCUGAGCAGCUUAAGCCAAUCUCACACUCUCCCCCUGAGCCCUGCACAGGAGCUGCAGCGUUCUCUAAGGCUCUGGGAGCAGCGGUGCCUGCCUGCUACCCACAGCUUCCAGCAUCUCCUCAGAGUGGCUUACCAGGAUCCCAGCAGUGGGUGUACCUCCAAGACCCUGGCUGUGCCCCCGGGGGUUUCAAUUGCCACUCUGAACCAGCUCUGUGCCACCAAGUUCCGAGUGACUCAGCCCAAUGCUUUCGGCCUCUUCCUGUACAAGGAGCAGAGCUACCACCGCCUGCCCCCAGGAGCCCUGGCCCACAGGCUUCCCACAGCUGGCUACCUCGUCUACCGUCGUGCAGAGUGGCCUGAGACCCAAGAGGAUGCAAGACAAGAGAUGGGUAGUGGGCGGCCAGAAGCAGGCAGCCGGGAAGAGGAGAAAGAAGCCCAGAGAGAAGGGAACAUGGGGGUCAAAGGCAGCCCCAAGGACAGCUGGGGAGAGCGUAAGGCUGCUGAGCAGGGAGAGCAUCAAGCUGGAGGAGACCUUGUUCAGCCAGGGCAGGCAGAGACUGAGGGAAGCCUGACCACAGAGGAGUAGCUGGAAGGGACCAGAAGGUCUUCUGGGGCUGGACCCUGUAGAGAAUGCCAGCAGCGCCACCAGCCCACUCAGCAAGGCCUGUGGCCACCCCAACCCCAGGCCACUCCUGUGUCUGCCACCACCUCUGAUACUUAGCUCCAUGAGCACAUCUGCUGGGGCUGGGGACUUGGGUAAAGUUGAGAGGUUUAG
Molecule: messenger RNA, 2879 nt
Organism: Octodon degus (degu)
Lineage: Eukaryota; Metazoa; Chordata; Mammalia; Rodentia; Octodontidae
Gene: Rin1
Product: Ras and Rab interactor 1
Exons: 11
Coding region: 336-2690 (784 amino acids)
Biological process (GO): signal transduction; vesicle-mediated transport
Cellular component (GO): cytosol; endocytic vesicle
Molecular function (GO): small GTPase binding; guanyl-nucleotide exchange factor activity
Source: RefSeq, a predicted model, not a curated record